AUGGCAGACGAAGAAGUUCAAGCUCUCGUUGUGGACAAUGGUUCGGGUAUGUGCAAAGCCGGUUUCGCCGGAGAUGAUGCGCCCCGUGCCGUGUUUCCGUCCAUUGUCGGUCGACCACGCCACCAGCUCGGUCAGCAAGUCGAAAUGGCAGACGACGAAGUUCAGGCACUCGUUGUGGACAAUGGUUCGGGUAUGUGCAAAGCCGGUUUCGCCGGAGAUGAUGCGCCCCGUGCCGUGUUCCCGUCCAUUGUCGGUCGCCCACGUCACCAGGGAGUGAUGGUCGGUAUGGGUCAAAAAGACAGCUACGUCGGUGAUGAGGCACAAUCGAAACGUGGUAUCCUCACACUGAAAUACCCAAUCGAACACGGAAUCGUGACUAACUGGGACGACAUGGAAAAGAUCUGGCAUCACACGUUCUACAACGAGUUGCGUGUCGCGCCAGAGGAACACCCAGUCCUGCUGACCGAGGCACCACUGAACCCGAAAGCCAAUCGGGAAAAAAUGACCCAGAUCAUCUAUUUCGAUUUCGCAUUGCAUGUCCCUAGCAACCAAAAGCCAUCUCUCUGCUCAAUCAUUCAUAAGGAAUACCAACCCCACUGGAGUUUGGUAGAGCAUUCGGUGGUGUUGGUUCAAAUACCGGACAGUGCCAUUCUGGUCUCUCCGAUCGACAUCAUAACCUUGGGAACUGUAUCCGUUCCAUAUCAGAUAGGCACACUUGGAGGUUGA
Messenger RNA from Echinostoma caproni, 726 nucleotides. The record is from the annotation of a GenBank genome assembly. Lineage: Eukaryota; Metazoa; Platyhelminthes; Trematoda; Plagiorchiida; Echinostomatidae.